This is a messenger RNA of Cannabis sativa, 1232 nucleotides long. RefSeq lists its product as uncharacterized. Lineage: Eukaryota; Viridiplantae; Streptophyta; Magnoliopsida; Rosales; Cannabaceae. Gene Ontology annotation, molecular function: protein phosphatase regulator activity; protein phosphatase 1 binding. Gene Ontology annotation, cellular component: plasma membrane. The coding region runs from base 63 to 1232 and encodes 389 amino acids. The transcript is spliced from 3 exons. The record is from RefSeq and is a predicted model, not a curated record.
ACUUGAGUUUAAUAACUCCUCCAUUAAAUUUGGGAUCGUUCCAUGGACAACAUUGGGUAGACAUGGACAAUUUGGAUCCUCUAAAGAAAACUUUUGGCCAAGAAAACAACGCCUUUCAUGUUGCAGUACUAGGUGAAGCUAAUCCCAAAGAUUUACCAGUGCAGAAAUUGCUACUAUCCCAUUCCUUGCUUGCCUUUCAGCCAAACAAGAAAGGCGACACCCCGCUACAUUUGGCGGCCAAGUUGGGGAAUGAAAGUUUCGCAGUGGUUCUGAUAGAUCAUGCAAAGACAUUAGGCCAUGAUGGUGACUACAGAAAUCUGCUGAGGAAGGUGAAUUAUGAGAAGGAGAACACAGCACUUCAUGAAGCUGUGAUCAACGGUCAGUUUGAAAUUGCUAAGUGGUUGAUUCGAGAAGAUCCGACAUUGACAUCUUUGGUGAAUAAGGCAGGGGAAUCUCCUCUGUUUCUUGCUGUAGAGGGACGUUUUUAUGAGAUUGCUUCUAUCAUUUUGGACACUACUUUUCCUGAUUGCUCUGUGUUAGGAGGAAAUGGCAUGACUGUCAUGCAUGCUGCUGUCAUUCGUUCUUGCCCUUUAUUUGAUGCAAGGCUGCUUUCAAGAAAUGUUACCAGGACCAAGGAUUUUGAUGAAUUUGUUAAGAAGGUGUUAGAGAGAUGUGGAUCCCAGAUUUUGGAAAAAGCAGAAGAUGAGUUAGGAUGGACUCCUCUUCACUAUGCUACAAACUUGGGACAUUCAACCAUGGUUAAACUAUUCUUGGAAGCUAAAAGAUCAGUUGCUUAUAUCAAAGAUAAACAAGGCAUGACAGCUCUUCACAUCGCGGCAAGGAAAGGACAUAUUGAAGUGAUGAAGGAAUUGUUUGAAGAAUGUUCAGAUAUUGGUGAGAUUUUGGACAAUAAAGAUCGAACUGCACUUCAUAUUGCUGCUGAACACAAUUGUCAUUCUGUCAUACAUACUUUAGUGAAAGAGAGAGGUUUCACUUAUCUUAUAAAUGAGCAAGACAAUGAAGGAAAUACAGCUCUACAUGUUGCUGCUAUUCAUUCUCAUUAUGGAAUUAUGAAUCGUUUGACAAAUAAUACUUUGACAAACAAGAGAAUGACCAAUAAGAUGGGGAUGACUGCGUUUGAGAUUCUUCUCAAAUCAACAGUUUUUGCUAGUUUUAUUGGAAAGGUAUGUCUUCUAAUUCUUGUUGAAGAGUCCGACAUUAAUAAUCUAUGA